AUGGCGUUCCUUGCCCUGAAGGAAAGGUAUGGCCAGUCACGCCAGUUGGUACAGAGCGAACUUAGACAUAUCAUGAAUCUCCCGCAAGUAAGAUAUGGUGACAGUGAAGGAUUUGAGAAUUUUGCCCUGUCUGUUCAUUCUCUUGUAGGAAUUCUACGAUCAGUAGAUGGUGAUAACAGUAAUGAACUCAGAUGUUGGUCUCAUGUUGACCGCCUGCUCAGCAAGAUGUCUCAAUCUCACAGAGAUAGCUUCAUAGAACAUUGUCUCAACAAGGGUAUUCUCACAGCAGAUGGUGGAUGUUACACGCUGGUGGACUUUUCUAAUUGGCUACAAGUGAAAGCAAGAGCAAAGCGCAUUGCUGCCGCAUCCGCACCUCAAUAUGAAAAACCUGAAAGGAGUAACCAGACCAACAAUACUCGUCAAAGACAAGAGAAAGCUACUCAUACAAAGUCGUCACCUACAGCAGUAUUCAAUACAAACAUGGUACAGAAAUCCUCUGAAUCGUCGCCAAAACCGAAACCGUCCAAGUUUGAGAAAUUCAGGUAUUGUCCAUACUGUAAUAAUAAUGAUCACUUCUUACACAGAUGUCCACACUUCUCCAAAAUGACCACCCAGGAGAUCGCAGACUGGAUCAAGAGAGGCUCCCGAUGUAGCAAAUGUGCAAGGUUUCACAAACCUGAGAACUGUACACUGAAGAAGCCUUGUCAUGAGUGUAACAACUUACAUCUGACCGCACUCCAUGAGGUCAUGCAGACUGGAGUGGACAAGAUAUAUAGCCUCAGAACUGACAAUUCUGAAUUUGUUUAUGCAGACCAACCAUCAAAAUCACCGAACGUACUGUUAAAAGUUGUGAAAGUUCUGCUACAUGGCCCCAAUGACAGAAAGAUGGAAACCUACGCAUUACUUGAUGAUGGUUCAAUGCGAACUAUGGUUCUGCAGCCAGCUGUUAAUGAACUGAAAUUACCUAGUACCCCUGAUAAAGUGUUGCUAACUACUAUUCGCCAGGAUCCUUUCUGGUGUACUGGAUUUAAUGUUGACCUACAGAUUUCCACCACAGAUCACCCUGAUCUUCGAUAUGACAUUACCGGAGCAUUUAGUGCCGACAACCUGUGUCUGUCCGAGUACAAUUACCCUGUAAGAGAGUUACAAGCUACAUAUCCUCACCUGCGGGACUUGCCUUUGCCAACCAUUUCCCAGGCUUGUCCUAUGAUCCUAAUUGAGUCGGAUCAUGCUGAUCUCAUCUUACCACAGAAACCUGUUGUAUUCGGAGCAGAUGGAAGCCCAGUUGCCAUAUGCACCCUUCUUGGAUGGACAUUGCAAGGUCCAACUAAAGAAAUAUCACCACAGAAAGCUGUUCAAUCUUACUACACUGCCUUGGAGAGGAAAGCAACACUUAUGAAUCAUGUUGAAAGAUUGUGGCAAUUGGAUGUGCUACCUUACUCAGAGAAAAAAGUGGUGAGAUCCAAACAGGACAUUGAAGCACUACACAUGCUUGAGGCUCAAACUGAACUUGCUACGGUGGAUGGUGUUCAGCGUUAUGCCACCCCAUUAUUGCGUGCCAAGGAUGCUCCAAAGUUUGAAGCUACUGAGGCAGCUGUGAUGCCAAUUCUCAAGCGUACAGAGAAGAGACUCGCCAGCAACCCAGAUCUAGCUGAUAUCCAUAAUCACCUGAUAGAAAAGUUAGUGACAGCUGGUUAUGUCAGAAUCCUGACUCCAGACGAAAUCAAAGGCACAGAGUCUUGGUAUUUCCCUCAUCAUGUUGUUGACCACAAUGGGAAGUAUCGACUAGUGUUCAACUGUUCGUACAACUCGGCUGGUAUAUCACUGAACAAUUACCUGUUACCUGGCCCUGUGUUGGGUCCGGUCCAUCAUUACUCGGAGUACUUGUGCGAUUUCGACAGCAUCAGGUCGCUGUAUCUGGAGAUAUACAAGCCAUGUUUCACCAGGUGCGUGUCCUGCCCAGGGAUAAACCACUACUACGCUUUAUCUGGCGCAACAUGGAGACAUCAGUGGCACCAAACACAUACGAGUGGCAGGUACUUCCCUUUGGGACUACCUGCAGUCCAUGCUGUGCUACUUAUGCCCUUCAGAGACAAUUAUUGA
This is a messenger RNA of Haliotis rubra (blacklip abalone), 2103 nucleotides long. RefSeq lists its product as uncharacterized. The coding region runs from base 1 to 2103 and encodes 700 amino acids. The record is from RefSeq and is a predicted model, not a curated record. The transcript has a single exon. NCBI's taxonomy places the organism in Eukaryota, Metazoa, Mollusca, Gastropoda, Lepetellida, Haliotidae.